Molecule: messenger RNA, 1200 nt
Organism: Opisthocomus hoazin
Lineage: Eukaryota; Metazoa; Chordata; Aves; Opisthocomiformes; Opisthocomidae
Source: RefSeq, a predicted model, not a curated record
AUGAGACAUUCACGGUUAACUGACUCCAGAACUACCCUGGUUACUAGCAGAGGAGGAGGAGGAGGAGGAUGGAGUACCGCUAACCAGAGAUACACUAAUGUUAUCCAGCCAUCUACCUUUAAGUCUAAUACGUGGGGUGGCAGCAGAGAUCACGGAAGAGGAUUUUUUGGCUCCUCUGAUUUUGGAUCAUCAGGCAGCGGCAGCAGAAAUGCAGACUUUUCGCAGAACAGAUUCUCUGCGUUAAUGAACAGUCAAAAUAUUUCUGAAGGCUAUAAAGAUGAAGAGGAGAGACUUCUUGAAUGUGUAGUGAAAGACAUGGAAAUUUGGGAAUCUUCAGGACAAUGGAUAUUUUCAUCUUACUCGCCAAUGAAAGAAAAGCCGAAUGUCUCGGGCUUUUCAGAUUUCUCGCCAGAAGAGUUGCGUCUGGAGUAUUAUAACUGCAGAGCAAACAAUAACAUUCAAAACUAUAUAAAUUCUGUCCAACAGUUAGCAAGCCAAUGGAAAAAUCGGCUGCUUCAGUUGAAAGCUUUAAAUGCAUCGACAAAAGCAGCUUUGCUAUCUGAAUUAAAGAACACGGUCGUUCAGCCAGUGCCUUCCUUUGGAUUUGGAGGACAGCAAACAUCAAGCUUUGGGUUGUCAAACUUCCCUGUGAACAGCGGCAGUGCUAGCAGUUUCUCCUUUAAAACAAGUUCCAGUCUCAUCAGUGCAUCAUCUGGAAACACCCCUGCUUUUGGAAGCUCUUCUGCUGGUUGUAAUCCUCCUGCAUUUGGUGUGACGUCCUCUCCUAGCGUAUCCCAUUCUGUUGGUUUUGGCAGCCCGGCGGCUCCGUCUGCAGCCUCCUUCUCCUUUAAAACUUCGGAAACAACUCGUGAGCUUGGAACUUCUGGGUUUUCAGGGUUUGGCAAUUCUGCUGUGAACUCUUCAAGCACUGCUCCGCUGACAGCCUUUGGAGCUUCUAAUGCAGCAGCAGCCCCUGCUCCCUCGCAUUCAAGCAGUGCUUUAUUUGGACAGACUGCCAGUGCCUCUGGACAUAACGUAACGUCAGCGUCUUCUGCAGUCACAAACAGUGCUACCUCAGAAAAGUUAUUUACACCAAAGAACGAACUAUCAGCUGAAGAGUUGAAACAAUUUGAAGCAAAAAAGUUUACGAUUGGAAAGAUUCCUCUUAAGCCGCCACCAUUAGAACUUUUAAAUGUUUAG